Molecule: messenger RNA, 4322 nt
Organism: Mustela erminea (ermine)
Lineage: Eukaryota; Metazoa; Chordata; Mammalia; Carnivora; Mustelidae
Gene: UBL3
Product: ubiquitin like 3
Exons: 5
Coding region: 1041-1394 (117 amino acids)
Molecular function (GO): protein binding
Source: RefSeq, a predicted model, not a curated record
GAGGAGGGGCCGUGCUCUCCCCGUGUCCCCGACUUGCGCUCGCUCAGGCAGCUGCCGCUGCCGCCGCCAUGUUGGCUUGAGAGGCGAUGACAGGAGGCGGCUGCGGCGUUUGGGACUGAAAAGUGGAGGAGAAGGAGAGACAAAGCUCCGAGAGGAAACCAUUCCCGGGCUGAGGAGAGGGAGGACCCGGCCUCUUCCGGGGACCAGCCGAAGUCGGCGUCGGAGGGGAGGGGAAGGUGGCGGCGGGUGGGAGGCGGAGGCAAGAGAGGAGCGCGGAGAAACCGGAGACGAUGCGCCCGGAGACCCGACGCUGCCCGGAGGCGCCCGCGGCCUGAGCCCCAAGGGGCCGUGGGGUCUCCCACCCGGCCGAACGCCCCGCGCCCCGCGCUCGCCGCCCCGGGCUUUCGCUUCGGCUCCCAAGUAGUUAAAUGCCCUUGAGCGCGGGUUUCCGCGGCCCGGCUCCCAGCCCCGGCAGCGCGAGUUGAGCUGUUUCCCCGCGCCGUCCGCCGGCUCCAGCGCGGCCGCCACUCACUGCUCACGCGUCCAUGUGUAGCCACAUAGUUAUCUAUGUACAUCCACGCUGGGGCAUUUUCCUCCUGCUUAAUGAGGACUUGACUCGGGAGCAAGUGUGAAUCACUGCCGGGCUGGGAAAGGAGGAAGGCGGAUUUAACCCCCUCCCACCCCGCUCCAUGUCCGUGUGUCACUCGGCUGGGUCUACCUGGUGCGGCCGGUCCUGGGGCUGCUGCUGCCGCUGACGACGACGGGGGCUGCUGCUGCUGCUGCCGCUGCUACCGUCCCGGGAGUUCUCUCCGGCUUCGGCCACGCAGCUCCUGGGGAUUGUUCUCUACGCUCGGAACCUCGGUCAGGCCGGCAAUUUGGCUCCGAAAUAACUUAUUUUUUGGAAGGCACAUCACGAACCAAUCAAGAUCGUUAAGGUUGAUUGCUGUACCUUGAAGAGUUCUCCUUUUUGUUUGUUGUUGCUUUUUUUGUUUUUGUUUUUGCCCCCGGUAAACAUCUCUGGGUGUAUAUCAAACGGCAAGAUGUCCAGUAAUGUCCCGGCAGAUAUGAUAAAUUUGCGCCUCAUCUUGGUAAGCGGGAAAACAAAAGAGUUCCUGUUUUCUCCUAAUGAUUCUGCUUCUGACAUUGCAAAGCAUGUGUAUGACAAUUGGCCAAUGGACUGGGAAGAAGAGCAGGUCAGCAGUCCAAAUAUUCUACGACUUAUUUAUCAAGGACGAUUUCUGCAUGGAAAUGUCACAUUAGGAGCAUUAAAACUUCCUUUUGGCAAAACAACGGUGAUGCAUUUGGUGGCCAGAGAGACGUUGCCAGAGCCCAACUCUCAAGGUCAGAGGAAUCGUGAAAAGACUGGAGAGAGUAAUUGCUGUGUAAUCCUGUAAACACUGUCCGCUAUGUGUGCUGUGAUGUAGUCUUUGUCUUUCAUGCUGCUGGGACGGAAGAGACCCAACAUUGCUUCAGAAUCCCUUAGGGAGAGUCUGCCUGUAAACACAUGGAACUGAAUGAUCUCAUGAACACUGUCAUCUUCUCGCAUCAGAGUAAAAAGAACCAAGAACAUUUUUCACUACGAUUUUUUAUUUCUAGUAUCUUUGUUUAUGUUGAGCAGUUUUAAAAUAUGUUGGUUUAUGAAUGCUGUCAAUCUCCGGGGGCAGAGUUAACAAGUUACCUUCCCUAGCGGAAGCCAUUUUGCUGCCACAGAAACGUUCAUCACCAGAACUAACAAAUCAAUAUAGUUUGCACUAAAAAAGAUUGACAUUAUUUUCUUCAUCAGCAGAAUUUGCAACAUGGUUUAUGGCACCUAGAAAUUCUCAGAAAUACAAUAUUCCACACUGGAAAACACUCAGCAAUUAAUGGAGUUAAUUAGUGGGCCAACUGGAGAGGGAGAAAUGGAAAAGAAACUGAAAUGUCGGGGGCGUUCUAUCAGAGUCAGCCCCGGUGGCUGCACUGGCACAGAACACACAACUGAGUGUGACUGUUUUCAUCGCAACACAUGGAAAAACAAAAUGUGCCUGCUGUUUAAAGCACUCAGCGGAGAGCUGAUGAAACAAAUUGCUUUUCCUUUCACAUACGCACUCCUCAGUCACGCGGUCACCGAGUGCUUGUCCACGCAGCACAAAAGGAGUGCGAGUGCGCUUCCUAGCCUUAACGUGGGAGGGUCAAUUCCAUACUCAUAGACUUGCAUUGCCGCGCAGAGAUAAUAGAAAACCUCAUUUACUCAUCAGUUUCAUGUAUUUGAAGAUCGGCAAAUUGAAUUUUUCCAUAAUUAUUGCUCGUCUGUAACUGUGUCCAGUGUCACACUCACUCAUUAGAGUUCAAAUGAAUUCUUAAAAUUAAAAUAGUUCUCCAUAGUAACUAAUUUUGUUUCUUUAUGUAGUUUGCAUUUGGUAUUAGUGCUUGCAAUUGUAUUAAAAUCAAAAGCUGACUUUUAAGGCAUCCUACAUGAUUGAGGAUGCCAUUCUUUUGUUUUGUACCAAUAAUUUAAAAAUUGAUAUGCUAAACCAAUUUGCACAGCACUAAAGCAUGAGCUAGUUUCAUCUAAACCUGUAAAAAUAUAAAAGAUUUUAUAUUUUUUCACUGGGAAGAAAUUCUUCCUGGAUGAAAUUACAAAUAUGUGUAGAAUAUAUUUAAUAAAAAACUUAUAAAAUACCUAACUAUAGAACUUAAAUAUAGAUUGGCGUGUAGUAUAUAGAACAAUAUUCCAUAUAAAUAACUUUAGCCUUUAUAAAAACGAAGUUGCAGGCUGACAUUAUGUUCUGUACUUAAGUAAGUGUCCAUGACCCUUAAAAACAUUCAGUGUAAAUGGUUUCAAAAGGUCAGCUUUGUCUAAAGGUAAUCAGGUUAUUUUGUUCAUUGUCAAUGCUUUGAUGAAAAGGCUUUAUAUGCAGUAGAUCUACGAAAAUACUGUUCAUACUGAUCAGAAUUAAAUUUGUAUAGAGCAGAGUUUUAAAACGAAUGUAAAUAGCACCAAACAUUUUCUUUCUGCAACCUGUACUUAUAGAUUCUUUCUGUAAACUAAAAAAAAAAUAUAUAUAUCGUAGUGCAUUUCAGUGCUAAUUUUAAAGGUCUUGGUUAAGUCAGUUAUUGUUUAAACACCGUCUCAUCUAUUGUUUAAACACCGUCUCAUCCAUGUUAAAAUUUGUUUUCUACUUUUGUUUCUGAAUCUUUAAGAAAUUUGUUUAAUAUUCUCUUGUUAGUUUCAGGAGUAUUCACAAUGUAUCUUUGAUAUUUAACCGGGUUAAUUUGCACACAGAGCAACAAUGGAUAGCAUUAUGCAGUCUCUGUUAUUACUAAAAUGUUGUAUUCGGAUGUUAAAUAUUUAUAUGCUUUGUUGACUAGCUCAAAUGUGAAUUCAGUUAGUGUUGACUUAAGAGGAAACUGAUAGUUACUUAAUUGGGCAAUUAAGCCAUUUAUGGCUCUAUUCUUCUUUUGUAAAACAAACUACUGGUAAUUAUUUUUAAUACCUAUUUUAAUUCUAAUUACUCUUCUGUCUUUCCAAAGUUAAAGACUAUUAGUUAAUUAUGAUUGAAUUUUUAUGAUGGUUUAAAAAUAAUUAUCUUUUAGUUUUCAAUAUAUUUUUCUGUGUGUUCUCAUGUUAUAAAUUUCCCUUUUACAAGACCUCAAUUUAAAGUUUGCAAAAUGGAUAAACCGGUUCAUUAGUAGAGAAGGAAUUAUGUCACUUAAUUCCUGAUAACAUUAACAUUGUUGUGCAAAAUGGAGAACAAAAUAAAAUAGCAGUAAAAUUAUAUACUGAAAACACCAAAAAUUUAGAUGCCUUAAUAGUAUAUCCAUGAAAAUACUCAACUAUCCCUUUGAAAAUAGUUCCUUGGACUGCCUGAGGUUAAAAUAUGAUUAAUCAUAUCCAAGGCUACUAUUUGAAGAUCCCUCUGCCAAAAAUAACAGCUCACUUACCGAGAGGUAAAGGCUGCAUAGAUCCGUAAUGUAAAUAAAGCCUGAAUUAUGGGCCUGUGACCCUGCCCAGUGCUUGGUAUCUAACUCACCUCUUUUACCUAAAUUAUCCUAGACUUUCUUAAGUGUUCUGGACAAGGCAAAGCUUUUCUUCUUUAUUAAAACCUCAGCAUGUCUCCUUGAUCUGAAUUAUUUGCUUUCUGUUCAAGAUAAGUUGUAUCUUAUCCUAUCAUGAAAAAUAGAGUAUCUAACAUCGUCAGUCACAUUAAAUGAGGUUUUCUCAUAACAAACAUUUAUCCUUAGUUUUAUGUCAUCUUGACCAAUGUUGCAGUAAUUUCUGUUAGCUGAUUGUGGUAAACAAUGUUUAAUGUGAAAACAAAUUAAAACUUUCUUCAUCUGUUGUA